CAUUCUACUUCAUCUCACAGCAACUAAUAAAUUCAUGGAUCUUAAAAGAACCCAACUUCUACUUUUGUUCUUUGCUUUUCUGUGUGCUCCAGUGAGAAAACUCAAUGGAGAUUCAAUCCCAGGCUGCAUACCCAACGAAAGGAAUGCUCUUCUUGCCUUCAAAGAAGGCCUCAAAGAUCCCUCCAACAGGCUAUCUUCUUGGGUGGGCGAUGACUGCUGCACAUGGAAAGGUGUGGCUUGUGACAACCAAACGGGCCAUGUUGUCAAGCUAGACCUCCGCAACCCACACCAAUUGUCAUACUUCAACCAUCCUCCAAAAAAGUGGUGCUUGGGAGGUGAGUUGAGGCCUGCCUUACUUGGUUUGAAACACCUGAAUUAUCUUGACCUGAGCAUGAACGACUUUGGAGGAAUUAGUAUCCCAGAAUUCAUGGGCUCAUUCCGUCAGCUCAAAUAUCUCAACCUCUCCUGGGCUUAUAUGGGUGGAUUGAUCCCACAUCAGCUUGGGAAUCUAUCGAGCCUCCAAAAUCUCGAUCUCAGUCAUUAUUAUUAUUAUUAUGGUAACAAUUUUGAAGUUCCACCUGAAUUUCUCAUCAUUGAUAAUGCCAUCUGGAUUUCUCGACUUUCUUCUCUGCGAUAUCUCAAUAUGACGGAAGUGCAAUUCAGAGAAGGUGCUCAUUGGCUGCAAGCACUAAACAUGCUCCCUUCUAUUGUGGAGGUACGCUUACAAGGCUGUGGCAUCAACACCAUUCCGCUCUCUCUUCCACAUGUGAAUUUUACUUCACUUUCUGUUCUUGAUCUUUCUUGGAAUUCUAUUAAUUCAACGAUACCUGGUUGGUUGUUCAACAUAAGCAGCCUUGAGUACUUUGAUCUUAGCUAUAAUUUCUUUCGGGGCAUCAUUCUGCCUGCAAUUAAGAAUCUAGCUUCACUCAAGGCCCUUCAUCUAUCUGGUAAUCAGUUUCUUGAAGGCAAAAUUCUGAUUUUACUUGAGGGUUUGUGCAAGCUACAGUCUUUGAGAUUGUCAGGCAUUAAUAUCAGCAAAAAUUUGCAUGAAUUUGAUGAAAUGUUUAGUGGAUGCAUCAAAAAUAGCUUAGAGACUCUAGAGCUGGAGGACACCCAGCUUAGCGGUUAUUUGCCGGACUGGUUGGGAGACUUCAGAAAGCUCAAAUAUCUCGAUUUGAGUGGCAACUCAAUUUCUGGUCCUAUUCCUGAAUCACUUGGAAGGUUGUCAGCACUUCAAGAAUUAUAUCUUUUCGACAAUAAGUUGAAUGAGACUUUCCCAAAAAGUCUUGGAAGACUUGCGGAGUUAAUUGAGUUAUCCCUCGAAGGGAACUUUUUGAAGGGUGUCAUGUCUGAAGAGCAAUUUGCCAAUUUCACCAAACUGAAAAUUCUAGAUUUAUCACAAAAUCAAUUAAUUCUGAAUCUGACGUCUGAUUGGAUUCCCCCUUUUCAGCUUCAGGGAUUAGUUAUUAGUUCUUGCAAGCUGGGACCACGAUUCCCAGCAUGGCUCCGGAUGCUAAAAAACAUUACCUAUUUAGACAUAUCUAGCACAGGAAUUUCAGACACUAUACCAGAUUGGUUUUGGAGAUCAUUUUCCCAAAUAUGGUACUUAGAUAUCUCCAGCAAUGGAAUCACUGGCCGUGUACCUGACCUUACAGACUUCAUCAACCUUCACAAUUUUAAUUUGAGUUCUAACCACUUUGAGGGACCUUUGCCAAAUUUUAAUUCUUUAAUAUUGUCCCUACUAGACCUAUCGAACAAUUCAUUUUCAAGAGCGGUUCAUCUUGACAUUGGCAAAAGUAUGCCUAAUUUGAAAUAUCUCUCUCUUUCCAUAAAUAAUUUAAGUGGUGAAAUUUCCUUGUCUCUUUGUCAUCUUCGAUAUGGCGCUCUUGAUCUUUCAAAAAAUCUAUUGUCGGGUGAGCUCCCUGAUUGUUGGAACCACUCUUCCCUUAUCAUUGUUAUGGAUUUUUCAAACAAUAGUCUAUCUGGAAGUAUUCCUCCAUCAAUCUGUUCAUUACCUUUUCUUGAGUCAUUGCAUUUGAGUAAUAAUAAUCUUUCAGGAGAACUUCCUUCAUCCUUGAAGAGUUGUGCGAGAUUAAAUACUCUUGAUCUCGGACAGAAUGGAUUCAUUGGUACAAUACCUACUUGGAUAGGAGAAAGUUUGUUGUCUUUGAAGAUCCUUUGCUUACGAUCAAACAAGCUUGUUGGAAAUAUUCCUCAUAAUCUAUCAAGACUAAAGGCUCUUCAAAUUCUGGAUCUGGCCAGUAACAAUUUAUCAGGAACCAUCCCUUCUAGCUUUGGAAACUUUACUGCCAUGAAAGUGUCGGGAGAGAUGAAUGGAACUAUUUUAAAAAAUAAUACUUAUUACAAUGAAAACAUGCAAGUGACCAUAAAAGGAAUAUACAUUGAGUAUGCCAUAUUGCUUCCACUUGUGAUCGUUAUGGACCUUUCAAAUAAUAACUUAUCUGGAAUGAUACCAGAAGAGCUGACCAGCCUUUUUGGACUCGUGAUCUUAAAUUUGUCUGAAAAUCAUCUAACAGGAGAUAUCACAGAAAAGAUUAGUAUAUUGCAACAGUUGGAGUCACUUGACUUGUCAAGAAAUAAUUUUUUCGGUGGAAUUCCUUCAAGCAUCAUUGGUCUAACUUUUUUGACUUACUUGAACUUGUCAUAUAACAAUCUAUCAGGAAGAGUUCCAACAGGUAAUCAGCUUCAAACCUUCAUUGACCCGUCUAUUUAUAUUGGUAAUCCUAAUCUUUGUGGGUUCCCAUUAAGUCAAAAGUGCAAAGAUGACAAGACAAACCAAGGUCUAAAUGCAGUUGGAGGGGAUGAACAAAAUGAUAACACCAUGGAUAAAGAAGGAUCUGAAAUGAAGUGGUUGUAUAUGAGCAUGGGGCCAGGAUUCGCAGUAGGUUUCUGGAUUGUCUUUGGCCCACUAUUAUUCAAUAGAGAAUGGAGAGAAGCCUAUUUUCAACAUAUAGAUCAAGUAUUCAAUAUGGUUUACAUGGUCCUAGCAAUAAUUUCACCAACAUUACAAUGUGACAGUUUGUGACCUUAAAUUGUAUUUGUAAUUUUUUUCCUUUUUUUUUAGAAGUGAUUGUAGAAAUAUUCAGAAUGGAUUAUCUAUACUCAAGCUCUACUUUUACACAUGGAAA
This is a messenger RNA of Elaeis guineensis (African oil palm), 3149 nucleotides long. RefSeq names its product receptor-like protein EIX2. Gene Ontology annotation, molecular function: protein binding. NCBI's taxonomy places the organism in Eukaryota, Viridiplantae, Streptophyta, Magnoliopsida, Arecales, Arecaceae. The record is from RefSeq and is a predicted model, not a curated record.